AUGUCAGCCGCCAGAGGAGGCAUCAUUCAACCGCCGCGAGGUCGUCCCUCAAAGGUGACAAAACCCGCCGCCACACCUCGUCGUCCCGCUGCUCGUCGCGCCGGACUUCAGGACACCGUCCCUAACCAAGACCCGGACCUCGAGCCGCACCAUGAGCAUGAGCACGAGCAUGAACAUGAGCACGAGCACGAGCACGAGCACGAGCACGAGCAUGAUCCCGAACAAGAUCACAGCCAUGAGCACGACCUAGGCCCAGGGCCUGACGAGCUUGACCAGCAGCAGCACCAUGAUCAUCACGGCGAUUUCGAUCCAGAGGCUGCCGCUGCUGCCGCCGCCGCCGCUGCCCAGCACUCUGCCGCCCAGCAACAACAGCAGCAACAGCAGAUGGACCUUAGCACUGCCGCCAGCAUCCUGGCCAGCAGCGGUGCAGGUCCCAUGGGCGUAAACCCUCAUGAACAUCCAGACUUUGACCAGAUGGGCCAGCACGAUGGCACCGACGAUUUAUCCCACACCACCGAGAGUCUAGCUCUUCAGUCAGGAUACCAGAACGUCAUCGUGGAAAGUGCGUUGGCGAAGCGGCUGGCACGGGAGCCGGGCAUGCGGCUGGCACAGCAGAGGCGACCAGAGCAGCAACUUAACCUGCAAAGACGCAGUAAUGUUGAAGCCUUAUUUGCUCACAUUGCUGGCGAGUCGGCACCGGUUCCCUGCAAGAACUGUCACAAGGGCCACGGACCGUGGACGACUUGCGUGAUCGUGGAUGGUCAGAUGUGUGGUAGUUGUGCCAACUGUUGGUUCAAUGCUUCGGGAGCCAGAUGUUCAUUCCAUGAAACUCGCAACCCGGCCGCUCACGCAGGAACAGUGAUGGGCGAUGCGGCUUUCAACAAUCUAGCUAUCCCCUCUGCUGCUCUUGGGGGUUUCAAUUACGUAUCUGGGCCUGCUUCGGCUGAUCCUGUUGUGAAAUACACCAUUGAGCGCGCCAUGGCCGACAUCCGUGCCGCAGACAAGAGGACUCGCCAAAUGCUGAUGAUCGAGGCAGCAGCCAAACAGCUAGCUUUCCAAAUUGUUGCAUAUGAAGAGACACUUCAUGAGGAACAAGUCCAUGAACAACAUGCUCAAGUUCAAGCUCAAGCGCAGGGCCACCCCCCGCCUCCGGAAGCCAUAAUGGAAGAGCCCGACGCUCCUUAG
Pestalotiopsis fici W106-1 is the source of this 1185-nucleotide messenger RNA. RefSeq lists its product as uncharacterized. The transcript is spliced from 3 exons. The record is from RefSeq and is a predicted model, not a curated record. NCBI's taxonomy places the organism in Eukaryota, Fungi, Ascomycota, Sordariomycetes, Amphisphaeriales, Sporocadaceae. The coding region runs from base 1 to 1185 and encodes 394 amino acids.